AGAAACAGAAACCAACAUCCAUCCGCAAUCUUGCAAACAAAAAACGCCCAAACGGCCAUCAUAACAUCAUUCAACACUACGGACGGCCAUAAUGGAAGAUAUUGGCAUCAAGGUUCCUGUUGAUGGUGACAAUGUAUAUGCCGCUGCCAAAGCAGAGCUGGUUGAGGAUAUGAGUGAGGAAGAUUUGUACACGAAAUUGAAAAAGCUACAGAGACACUUGGAAUUCCUCUCUCUACAAGAAGAGUACAUAAAGGACGAGCAAAAGAACUUGAAACGGGAACUCAUACGGGCGCAAGAAGAGGUUAAGCGUAUUCAAUCUGUACCGUUGGUGAUCGGGCAAUUCUUGGAGCCAAUUGAUCAGCACACGGGUAUUGUUGGCUCAACGACUGGUUCAAACUAUGUCGUUCGGAUCCUUUCCACCAUCGACCGGGAGCUCUUGAAACCGAGCGCGUCCGUUGCACUGCACAGACAUUCAAAUGCCCUCGUUGAUGUUUUGCCUCCGGAGGCAGAUAGCAGUAUCUCUAUGUUGAGUGAUCAAGAAAGACCGGACGUUACGUAUCAGGAUAUUGGAGGGUUAGAUAUCCAGAAACAGGAGAUCCGGGAAGCCGUGGAGUUACCUCUUACGCAUUUUGACUUGUACCGACAAAUUGGUAUUGACCCUCCACGCGGUGUAUUGCUUUAUGGACCACCAGGGACUGGAAAAACAAUGUUGGUCAAAGCGGUUGCUCAUCACACCACGGCAUCGUUCAUCCGAGUGAAUGGAUCCGAGUUUGUGCAAAAAUACUUGGGAGAAGGGCCACGUAUGGUACGGGACGUCUUCCGACUUGCUCGAGAAAACUCUCCUGCGAUUAUCUUCAUCGAUGAAAUUGAUGCCAUUGCGACGAAACGGUUUGACGCUCAAACCGGAGCGGAUCGGGAAGUCCAGCGUAUUCUAUUGGAGCUUCUGAACCAAAUGGACGGUUUUGAUCAGACGUCCAAUGUUAAGGUGAUCAUGGCCACGAAUCGGGCAGAUACCCUUGACCCAGCACUCUUACGGCCAGGUCGACUUGACCGAAAGAUUGAGUUCCCUACUCCUGAUCGUCGGCAGAAACGAAUGAUUUUCUCAACAAUAACAUCAAAGAUGAAUUUGUCGGAGGAGGUGGAUCUGGAGGAAUUUGUCUCGAGGCCGGACAAGCUCAGUGGGGCUGAAAUUGCGUCUAUUUGCCAACAAGCGGGAAUGUUCGCAGUGCGGGCCAACCGCUAUGUAGUCCUCUCGAAGGACAUCGAGAAGGCGUACCGCGCUAAUGUCAAGAAGACAGACACGGAGUUGGAGUUCUACCAUUAGUGGUCCCCUGUUCAACUAAUAUAUUCCAUGAACCAUAUUAUUUGCACAUAAACUCCACUGGCUUUGAGAGACAUCCUGUGUCCUUCUAGUUCCAUCACAUUAUGUAAUAUGAUCAGAUGGUGGAUGCGCCAACUGGGCCGUCCAAUUCAA
Spizellomyces punctatus DAOM BR117 is the source of this 1474-nucleotide messenger RNA. Its product is annotated as 26S protease regulatory subunit 6B. The record is from RefSeq and is a predicted model, not a curated record. Gene Ontology annotation, cellular component: proteasome regulatory particle, base subcomplex. Bases 92 to 1324 code for a protein of 410 amino acids. The transcript is spliced from 5 exons. Gene Ontology annotation, molecular function: proteasome-activating activity; ATP binding; ATP hydrolysis activity. Lineage: Eukaryota; Fungi; Chytridiomycota; Chytridiomycetes; Spizellomycetales; Spizellomycetaceae. Gene Ontology annotation, biological process: proteasome-mediated ubiquitin-dependent protein catabolic process.